Molecule: messenger RNA, 3630 nt
Organism: Gloeophyllum trabeum ATCC 11539
Lineage: Eukaryota; Fungi; Basidiomycota; Agaricomycetes; Gloeophyllales; Gloeophyllaceae
Exons: 4
Coding region: 1-3630 (1209 amino acids)
Biological process (GO): regulation of transcription by RNA polymerase II
Cellular component (GO): nucleus
Molecular function (GO): DNA-binding transcription factor activity, RNA polymerase II-specific
Source: RefSeq, a predicted model, not a curated record
AUGUCCUUGCCCCUCUACUGGGUGACGAAGAGGUUCUUCUAUCCCAUCGGGAACACUGCUGCCGUCUGCCUCACGCGGGAUCUCCCACCUGGGCAGUCGGCUGAUGUGCUUCUCCUUGGGUGCGGCGACGCGCGGAACGUACUAUACACGAUCUACUAUGAUCUGCCCUCUCUAUCGGGCCGUCGUAAACUUGAUUUUACCUGCUGCGACAACCAGCCUGCUAUCCUAGCCCGAAAUAUCUUGCUGUAUGUCCUCAUCCAGGAGAACGAACCUAUCGAGAAAAUCUGGAACAUCUAUUAUCACUUCUUCAUUGAUGAAGCGUCUUCCAAUCUCCUCACACGUUACUGCAGAGCCUUGCUUCGUUUCUCCAACACCGUCGAGGAUUGGCGGAUGUGCAAGUAUGGAUCCUGGCUGAAAUUUUUGGACAGCAAUACACUCUCUGAAGUUCGUCAAUAUUGGGAGCGAUAUGCUAACUUCCAGGACAUCGAUCCAAGCAAAGAUGUUAAGCUGCGAAAACAUAUCAAGAAGAUGGGCGCUUCCAAUAAUGGCAACUCUGGCUAUCUCUCCACGAAUAUCGGCUCUGCUCGCUCCGCAGGGCCAGUGUGGAACAAGGCAUUGGCUUCCAUGUCAGAAUUGUUUCGUCGGUAUUGGAGUUCUGGUACCACCUUCCUUCACCCAGAUGAAGUACAGGCUGCAUCAUUUAUCAAUCCGACCUUCGUAUACUCUCUCCAGGGAGAGACGUUCGAUCCUCACUACGGGACGUUCCCGCUUCAGACCUUUCACACCGCCGCCGCAUUCAUACCUAACUCCACUCGACCUGAGACUGUUGAUCCAAUGGAGACGCUCCUUCAAACGGCAAAGGCACAGUUCACUGCAUGGUGCUCCUGUUUUCGGGAGGUUGUGAAUGUCGCAGGCUCGCCCUCCGUGGUGAUCCGGUUCUACACCGGAGAUGCGCUGGCCUUCGGCUCUGGGUUAUCCCAUGUCGCUCAAACCGGUGACGCGGCGACACCGCACUAUGCGUGUCCCUGGCAGAGCCGUCAAGUGAACCUUGACCAGCUCAUUCUUACCGAAGCGCCCUCGCUCUUCGACGUCGUCGAUACGUCUAACCUGACGGAUGACCUGGGUUUGCUCAAUCUCUUGCUUGUAGGCGAACCCCUGAUGAAGAAGACUUCCGGCCGCUGUCCUGUUCUCUACACAGAGACGCUUCUACGAGCUGGGGAAGACCCACUACGCUCUCUCCCGGGUCGCUUAUGUGGGGACCCACAGGUCAUGGCUGUCCUUCUCGGCCUCAUCCCCCGGCCCAUGCUGACGGGCUUCCAGACGAAUUCUCAUAGCCACGAACGUCAAAUACACUAUGCGACGAACAACAAGGAUAGCACAGCAGGGCAGUAUCAUGAGCGCACUUCUUGGGUCUGUCCCGUGGGAGGUGAUGAUUCUCGUGAAGCUUCGGCUGCUUUACACCUCCCUUCUGAUACUAAAGAUGCCGCCUGCCUCUUUUUUGACAUUUACGAUAAAAUGCUGGAGUUCGAACAUAAUGGUCCUGCAGAAUCUCUGCGGAUGGCUGCACGUCAGCCACGGCAGGUUAUCUUCAACGUGGUAGCGAAAGAGACGAUUCGAUAUAAUCGGGGAACGGUCGCGAUGCUGCUUAGACACGCAAGGAGUCGGGUCACUUGCACCGAUGAAGAAUGGAGUGUAGUCAUGAAGAUCUUCCUGGACAAAGUGCGGGCUGACUCCUUCCGCCUGGUGGGGAAAGGCUUUAUGCAAGACCUAGCUACACAGCUGUAUACGUAUGGCGUCUACACUGUGUGGCGUGAAGCUGGAAUUGAGAGCGCGUGGAGAGCAAUACCCCCAACGAUCACCGAGGGCCUGUCGUCCAGCUCGGCAUCUCAGGUGGCAUGCCUUACACUCACCGUUCCCCGCGCCGCUUUGCAGCCAUUGCUAUCCCCCAACAAUACGCCGCUCGAGGGUACGCCGGUGUUACUCUUACGCUUGGCUCGUGGUAUCGCCCAUCCGACUUUCUCUAGCAUUCAUGCUGUCCCAGGUCGGUUGGAUGUAUCUGUCGAUCCACCGGUAAUCAAGCAGUCACGACGCGGCCUUGACGCCGCAACCUUUGUGUUCUUGUGCUGGGUACCGAUAUAUCUGCUCAGCCCUUCACCGUCGACGAUCAGCCUGACGGUCUGGGACACACCAACUAUAUUGGAGCAAUUGAUGCCUCGACUCGGUCUAUCUCUAGACCUGUACACCGCGCCCCUUACGGAUAGAGCAAGAGUCCGGGUGUUAAAUACUCGCCCGAAUAUCACUUCAGAGCCGCAAGCCACUCCGGAUACCGUGCAUCGACAGUCGCCAUCAUCUAAUCCAGCGAACCGUACUAGUAUCACUAUCAAUCUGGCUGACAAUCGAAUCUCUACAUUGACAGGAAGACUAGACGUCUGUGCAGAAGCUACAAGGUCUAAACUCUCCGGAGGGGCGGAAGUAUUGAUGGAGCAGAAGGGACCAUGCACUGUGGAAGUAUCGAUAGGUUGCUACAAGCAUGUGAUACCGUAUCCGUUCCCGAUCAUAGGAGAGCGGAUCAAGGGGAGGAUAACUCGAAAUUCUUGCUACGUCGAAGCUAUUGUCCCACCCUCGGGUCCCCUCUCCCCGGGAGGCUACUUGUAUAAUCCUUUCCCGGUCAUCGGGAGGUCGUCCUUGGCAGCAUGGGGAUUGCAUGCCGUCAAUCUCGAUAAGUCACCAGUCGUCGAUGUCGGCGAAAUUACCCAAAUGGAAUGGCUCAACUCACACGUCACCCUCCAAAUGUCGGAUCGUGAGAAGACGCUACGUGCGGAUGGUACAGGCCAUUCAGACGCCCUUAUGAACGUCAAGGACAGCAUACACUGCUUGAUCGGUGCAUUCGCGGGAUUCGACAGAGAUGGCCUGAGUCGUCGGGUAUUCGGUUUGAGGGAUCCCGGUAAUGUUGGCAUCCACACCCUGAUUUUCAUGUCAAAUCUCCGGAUGGACCUACAGGCAUUCACGGUCGUGGCUGAUGUUGCUGUCAUACCGCUGCAUGACAUGAACAUGCCGUACCUCGGAGUCGGCCUCCAGGCACUAACUGACCAAAUGGAUAGCACCUCUCACCGUACCCUCCGCACCAUCACCACGGGCGGCAUCGAAGGAGUGACUUGGAGGAAGCUGCUCCCAUCUGCGGUUGAGCGUUGUCGCACUUGGGCUCACAAAGAUAGCUGUGAGUACGGCAGCGAGGUAUCUGCCACUGGUCGCACGAAAGUCCCAAUCUCAGCAGGGAUCGAUCAGCCUUGCAUCUGCUCUUGCGGGGAGGGUGCCAAUCUGGAGUCUUUCCGGGACCUCGAUGCGAUCACGAGCUGGAGAUAUCUGAGGGCGUAUGCCACACGGGCGGCCAUAAGUCCCCUAUUUUCCGUGUCGUAUGUCGAGCCGGUGGGGUCUCAGCAAAGCAGCAUAGGUAAUGCGACCGGAUGGCGGCAGUUUGGCUAUUGCAAUAAUGACUGGAAGUGCAAGAAAUGCGGGGGCCUCGGAUCACCCACGCUCUCGACGUGCAAGGGGUGUAAAGGAGUUAAAUACUGUUCUCGUGAUUGCCAGAAGGCGGACUGGGAAGAUCAUAAGCAGUUUUGUGAACGAUGA